This is a messenger RNA of Ogataea parapolymorpha DL-1, 1341 nucleotides long. Its product is annotated as Nuclear pore-associated protein, forms a complex with Sac3p. Gene Ontology annotation, cellular component: transcription export complex 2. The coding region runs from base 1 to 1341 and encodes 446 amino acids. The record is from RefSeq and is a predicted model, not a curated record. The transcript has a single exon. Lineage: Eukaryota; Fungi; Ascomycota; Pichiomycetes; Pichiales; Pichiaceae. Gene Ontology annotation, molecular function: double-stranded DNA binding; RNA binding. Gene Ontology annotation, biological process: post-transcriptional tethering of RNA polymerase II gene DNA at nuclear periphery; poly(A)+ mRNA export from nucleus; transcription elongation by RNA polymerase II.
AUGUCGCUCGCUGAUUAUUUACAAUUGGUUCAAGAUGCCAUUCAAACAGAUACGCUACACAUUGCACUCUCAGUGAACCCUACUACGCAACAUCUUGCUCCAUUGCAGAAGAAUUUACAAAACUACUCGAACAGCCACAUCAUGAGUGAGAUAGAGAAGGCUUCAUUCUUCGGCGGAGACUGGCCGUCAUUCGAAACACUCGUUCAAAGCUACCUCAUCUUUGUCCGCGACUUUGAUCCAUGGUCGCUGCAAAAAUCGAUAGACCUUCUCAUUAAAUUUUACGAGAGCUUGAGCGUUGCACUCAAUAACACCCAGAACGCCAAACUGUUGAGACUGGUGCAAGAAUCGACCACUAGCAUUGUCCGCCUCGCCAAAUUGGUGGACGAGAAGCUAAUGAGUAUCAAUGGACGGACCAACGACUAUCCUCGCUUAUCAUACAUGACGACGUUGCUGCUGAAAAGUCUGAACAACAUAAGAAACGAUCCAGAGCUGAAUAUUCCCUCCAAGAGGUACAAAAUCUCGAUUUUAAUGUUUCUCAGCAUUACACUUUGCCAGACCUACAUGUACAUAGACUCUGUGAUGCUGUGCAACAACGUUUUCUCCAACAUCAACAUUCUGGCACUCGAUAAGAGCCUCAUCUCGCGCAAGCAACUAAUACAAUAUAGAUUUGUGCUGGGCAAAUUCCACCUGCUCCAGAGCAACUACUAUGUCGCAUACCACCAUUUUUAUUGGUGCUUCAAAAAUUGUCACCAACAGGCCCCGUUGAAGAAUAUACUGCUGAUUCUCAAGUAUUUGCUGCCGUCGGGACUGCUAGUGGGAAAAUGUCCCAACUUGCAGUAUUUGGAGGCUCAGCUGGGAAACCAUGAACUUUUACAAUUGUAUCGUCCAUUGAUCCAGUGCUACAAAAAUGGAGAUUUAUUUGGAUUUUCGAAAAUGGUAGCAGAAAAGCAAGAAUAUUUCAUUAAACUCGGAAUAUUAGUAGGAUUCCUGCAACGGGUAAGGAUUUUGGUGCUCAGAAAUCUCGUGCUAAGAACGUACAAGCUACAGGGGGGGCUGAGUUUCGAGUCUGUACGGAAGGCACUAGAAGUGUCACUGAGCCCAGAAGCAAUGAAGAACGAGUUUGCUGCAAGAGAUGAAUGGUUUUACACAGUUCUCAAUAAGGGUCUAGAUGAGACGUUCGUCGAAACAUUGUUGAUGUCGCUGAUAGAUGCAAAUUUGCUUAAAGCGAAACUCACUCCUUCAAGAACAAUAAUCAUGAGUAAAACAGGGUUGUUCCCAGCCGCGUACUCGAUGUACGAGAAAGGCAUAAAGAGAAACGACAGGGAAAAGUGGCUCGACUGA